Messenger RNA from Salvelinus fontinalis (brook trout), 867 nucleotides. RefSeq names its product PE-PGRS family protein PE_PGRS26-like. The coding region runs from base 1 to 867 and encodes 288 amino acids. Lineage: Eukaryota; Metazoa; Chordata; Actinopteri; Salmoniformes; Salmonidae. The transcript is spliced from 2 exons. The record is from RefSeq and is a predicted model, not a curated record.
AUGCUUCCCGGGGACGUGAUAUACCGGACGACCGGGGGGACGCGGUGGACCGGGCGCCGUGGGGACGCGGUGGACCGGGCGCCGGGGGGACGAGGUGGACCGGGCGCCGGGGGGGCGAGGUGGACCGGGCGCCGGGGGGACGAGGUGGACCGGGCGCCGGGGGGACGAGGUGGACCGGGCGCCGGGGGGACGAGGUGGACCGGGCGCCGGGGGGACGAGGUGGACCGGGCGCCGGGGGGACGAGGUGGACCGGGCGCCGGGGGGACGAGGUGGACCGGGCGCCGGGGGGACGAGGUGGACCGGGCGCCGGGGGGACGAGGUGGACCGGGCGCCGGGGGGACGAGGUGGACCGGGCGCCGGGGGGACGAGGUGGACCGGGCGCCGGGGGGACGAGGUGGACCGGGCGCCGGGGGGACGAGGUGGACCGGGCGCCGGGGGGACGAGGUGGACCGGGCGCCGGGGGGACGAGGUGGACCGGGCGCCGGGGGGACGAGGUGGACCGGGCGCCGGGGGGACGAGGUGGACCGGGCGCCGGGGGGACGAGGUGGACCGGGCGCCGGGGGGACGAGGUGGACCGGGCGCCGGGGGGACGAGGUGGACCGGGCGCCGGGGGGACGAGGUGGACCGGGCGCCGGGGGGACGCGGUGGACCGGGCGCCGGGGGGACGCGGUGGACCGGGCGCCGGGGGGACGCGGUGGACCGGGCGCCGGGGGGACGCGGUGGGCCGUGGGGACGCGGUGGACCGGGCGCCGUGGUGGACCGGGGGGGACGAGGUGGACCGGGGGGGACGAGGUGGACCGGGGGGGACGAGGUGGACCGGGGGGGACGAGGUGGACCGGGGGGGACGAGGUGGACCGGGCGAGAUAG